Messenger RNA from Mitosporidium daphniae, 1326 nucleotides. RefSeq lists its product as uncharacterized. Gene Ontology annotation, molecular function: dolichyl-phosphate-mannose-protein mannosyltransferase activity. The annotation marks the transcript as partial. Lineage: Eukaryota; Fungi; Microsporidia. The transcript is spliced from 2 exons. Gene Ontology annotation, biological process: protein O-linked glycosylation via mannose. Gene Ontology annotation, cellular component: endoplasmic reticulum. The record is from RefSeq and is a predicted model, not a curated record.
GUUUCCAUCCGUAAUUCUGCAAAGGGCGGUGGCCUUUUACAUUCCCAUUUUCUAGAAUAUCCCGUUGGGAGCGGGCUUCAACAAGUGACCACAUAUCAUCACAAAGACGAUAAUAAUUAUUGGAUUGUUGAAAAUCCUCACCACAUUGAUAACAUGGUGGCUUCUGUGGAGGAGACUUUACAAGAUUCUUUUGUUGAUCAUAAAGUUCCCCAAGAUUUGCAAGCUGAACAGCAUGAAUCUGUUUACGCAGACUCUCCGCAGGAGCACGCCGAUCACUCUGUCCUUUCUUCAGAUGCUCUUUCUGAUAACCUUGAUGAGUCUCUGUUCAGUGAGAAAUCCAAAUACAUAUUAGAAGAUGCAAAUGAUGCUGUUCAACCGCCUCCAACAUUGAAAGCUGGCGACACAAUUAGACUCAGACAUAGCUCGACAAAUAGAAAUUUGCACUGCAGCUAUGGAGUUCAUGCUUACUUAUCAAAAUCAGACCUUGAGGUUUCUGGCUUUGGAAAUGACACCAUGGUUCCAGAUCAAAAUGACCAUUGGAUCAUCGAGGAAAUUUCUAAACAAGGGAAAGGGCUUGAAUCGCCCUCAAUAAGAAACAUACUUACUUCAUUUCGUCUCAAGCAUUCCGUCACUGGUUGUUAUCUUGCAUCCUCAAAGGGCACGCUUCCUGAUUGGGCGAGUAAUCAGUUAGAAGUCUCAUGUGAAUUGAAUUCACCGAAAAAGAUCAUCUCCAAAAAUACGAUUUGGAACUUUGAAACCAAUUUCCAUCCCCAACACGAAGAGAUCGAGGCCAGUCCGUUGACAUCGGAGCCUCUACAGUGGCCCUUUCUCAGUACUGGAAUAAGGAUGACUUCAUUUGACGAUGAUCUUACAAAAUUCUAUAUGCUUGGAAAUCCGAUUGUCUGGUGGCUAGGCGCAUCUUCAGUUAUUGCAAUUUUAUUGAUCAUCGGGUUAAGCGCACUGACUAGGGCAAGAAAGCAGCAUACUCAACCGGAAGAUACAUUGGCUUCCUCAAUCAGAGAAGAUAAAUUUAAUGCAAAGUGCAGGGUUGUUCUUCUGGGCUGGUUUCUCCAUUUUGUCCCAUUUCUACUGAUGGGACGUGUAUUAUAUCUUCAUCAUUAUUACCCUGCACUUAUUUUUGCAGUGAUGUGCACAGGUGUGGUGGUGGAUCUGAUCCCUUCAGAGAGGGUUAGAAAUCUUGCCAUCAGCACAACAUUAUGCGUUGUUUUCGCUGUUUUUUUGAAAUUUGCCCCGAUUUGCUAUGGAAUGAACGGGCCAGUGGACAAUUUUUAUACAUUAAGAUGGCUCUCCACUUGGGACCUUUAA